CUCCCCGGCGGAGCCACGUCCGCUACGGCACGGGGCGGGGCGGACCCGGAUGGAGGCGGCCGCCAUUUAGAACGCCCGCAGCGCCAGGCGCGGGGCUGCCGGCCUGCCAGCCGCCAUGAGGAACGCGCCGCGGCUGCUGCUGCUCGUCCUGCUCGUCUUUCCCGCCGCCCUGGUGCUCCGGGGUAGCGGCACAGGUUCAGGUUUAUUAGUUGCAGCUCAAGAUGCUACAGAAGAUGAGGAAGCUGUGGAAGAUACUGUAGUUGAAGAUGAAGAUGAUGAAGCUGAAGUUGAAGAAGAUGAGCCUACAGACUUGACAGAAGAAAAAGAGGAAGAAGACUUGUCAGGAGAACCCAAAGCCUCACCUAGCGCUGAUACAACAAUAUUAUUUGUCAAAGGUGAAGAUUUUCCAGCAAACAACAUUGUAAAAUUCCUGGUAGGCUUCACCAAUAAGGGUACAGAAGACUUCAUUGUUGAGUCUCUCGAUGCUUCGUUCCGGUACCCCCAGGAUUACCAGUUCUAUAUCCAGAACUUCACAGCUCUCCCCCUGAAUACAGUAGUUCCGCCGCAGAGACAAGCUACAUUUGAGUACUCUUUCAUCCCUGCUGAACCUAUGGGUGGCCGUCCCUUUGGAUUAGUUAUCAAUCUCAACUACAGAGAUGCAAGUGGUAAUAUGUUUCAAGAUGCUGUCUUCAAUCAGACGGUUACGAUUAUUGAAAAAGAAGAUGGACUGGAUGGAGAAACGAUCUUCAUGUACAUGUUCCUUGCUGGACUUGGUCUACUUGUUAUUGUUGGCCUACAUCAGUUACUAGAAUCUAGGAAGAGAAAAAGACCGGUACAGAAAGUUGAGAUGGGAACAUCAAAUCAGAAUGAUGUUGACAUGAGCUGGAUUCCCCAGGAAACUUUAAAUCAAAUAAAUAAAGCUUCACCAAGGAGGUUGCCCCGCAAGAGGGCACAGAAGAGAUCAGUGGGCUCUGAUGAGUAAAUGUUAACUAGUGCAACAGUUGAACCUUUACUAAUCCUGCCUGUUGGGUUUUUUGGAUUGGAGGAGUGCAGAGUCCGUAUCGGCAUAAGGAAAAUACUGCUAAACAUUUGGACUGAACAGUUUAACUGAAUGGUGUUAAUAUUACUGAAAAUGCACUUCUCUUUAUUUGUUAAAUAAUUGUUGGGGGGAGCCAUUAAGAUUUGUGCCUGCGUGUGUAAGCAGUUGGUCUUAACAGAACCGUGUUACCUGAAAUGUGCCUUUAGAGUUCUUUUAAAUGCUGGCUUGUCAUCUGUAUACUUGGAAGGAUUUUUUCCCCUCCCCAUAAUCUGAAUGUCUGGUGACUUAAUUAGUCUUGAUUGUAUUCUGUCUGUUUCAGAAUCUGUAUACGUUUUUCUUCUCAGUAACUUUGUUCUCUAUUGCACACACAAACUCAAGUUUGUGUGUCCAGUCCUGUUCCAGGCACUCGUCAUCUGGAUUUCUGCAUAGUUAGUAUUCUAAAGGCACAAUUGGGUAUAGCUGCUUGUAGUGGUAGAUAUUUUGCUGCUGUUUUGACCUGGGCAUGCAGUGACCUAAAAAUCUGAACUUUGCUGCAUAGAUGUUAGGACAACUCUUACACAGCAGCAGAACUUGUGAAGCAUGGAAUUUGUGUGCUGAAUUGGUAUUACUACAUAAAUUUUUUUUAUACCCAACUUGUUAAUCGGUUAUUGAGUCAUUCCAACAGUUUAGGUGUUCUCAGUAUAGUGAUACCUCUGCAGUGUUUACCCAAGAAACUUUGAAUUAGCCAGAACAAGUUUCCAGUACGUUCUUGGUACUCUCGCAAAGAUUCGAAUGCUGCCUGUAUCAAAACACAUGGAAUUUUCUUCAAGCUUUCUGUGGGGAGAGGACUUUGGAUGUAUUCCGUGCACUUGAAACUGAAUAUGAAGAGCUCUUGGCUUCAAGUAAUCUUUUAAAAUGACAUAUUGUUUAAUUCAACCUUUACAGUUUUUAAACCUCUAACCUACGAGUUGUCAGUAGAUUGGUUCAAGUUAAGCUUUUAUCAUUGUGGCUUUCCCAUUAGAAACCAAGAAGUAUUUCCAUUAACUACAUGUUACUUCAGUACUUCAACAGAAAAGUUGUAUGUAGUCAAAAUGGGAUUUUUCUGUGGUAGGUGCAACUUACACAGUUAGCGGGAACGUAGGUGUUGAUCUGCACCCAUUGCAUUCAGGACUUGUAACCUUGAGGGGGGGGAAGAAAGCAGAUCAAGCACAGUCAGUUUGCUAGUUGAGAAGGCUGGAAUUGUUUCCAUCUCAUCUGCAGUUCUUUGUGUCUGAAGGUUAUCUGGGAGCUUGUUCCUUUCAGGAAAAGGUACUGACUUGAGGGUCAGGAAGGGGAAGAAAUCACACGUGCAGAAGUACUUUUGGAUCUGUACUUGUUCUGCAGGGGCUGAGCUUCUAAGCCAACAAGAGCCAAGCAGUACUUAGAAAUCAUGUAAUAUGUUGGAGGCAUCUAAGCUCUGAAGCCACCUGUACUGAUGUAUUGACACUGUCUUACUACACAGAAUACCAGAAUGAAUUGCAGAGAUGUUCUUGACUCACCUCUGCAUGGGAAAUAGAACGGGAAGAACAACUCCCAGUCAUGCUUUCAUCAACUUCAUGGUAUGCCAGUCCAAGCAGAAUUGUUUUAAUAGGAAGAUUGCUGAAUGAUCCUGUAGAUCAUUUGGCAAACGGAGUAACUUUGUAACAGCUGACUACUCAAACUGUGUGCAACAACUUUGCCUGUAGUGAUGCCUCUGUGGUAGGUCUACCAGACUGUAUUCAGUCUUGCAUUGGUUCAGCAAAAUGUUCAGGUAAUAAAUGGUUUGUAUGGUGAAAUCCCUAGUUGUUGUAGGGGCUGUUAUACUCAGUUUUACCUCUUGUUCCUUUUUGUGGAUUAUGCAUCUCAGCUGAAAUCAAGGUGGGUUUUCUGGUUCUUCCUCCACCUUCUGGGAAUAGGUAACCUUUAACUGCCUUCAACUUUUCACAAGAUUUCAAGAUCAGAAGCUCCUUGAAAAUAACUUGAUAAAAGCUGCUCUAGAUAAAGUGGGACUCCAAGAGAAAGAGCAAAGGGUUGGAAGACAGGACAGCAACUUCUGAUAUCCUGGUUCUGUUUCAUCAGUAAGGGCUAAACUCUCUGAGGGAGUCGUGGAGCAGGUUAGUCCUUCAAAAUCUUGCACUGACCAGAACUUAAGUUGAAAUACGACUGCAGCACUGUGCAAAUAAAUGGCCCAGCGCUUAGAUUAGAAAGAAGAAUUUUAAGGUUUCAGCUUUCCUCUCUGCACUUGGUAGUUAACAUCCAAACACUUAAGUUCUGAGCAUGAAAGAGAAAGCAGUUUAGCAUCUUGCAUAGGAGCUAGCAGUUGGGAAGUGAAAUUGUAACAAGACUGUCUGAUCAUAGGACUUAGCAUUGACCUUGGAUGGUUGGUAGUAACUUUUCUAUCUGGAAGCUGUUAGUUCAUAUGAACAGUGGCUAGCGAUCUGAUAUUGUUCAUGAUAAAUGAAGCAGCAGUUAAAGCUCUGUUUGCUUGCUGUAACUGAAGCUUAGCAGUGUCAUUGUAGAGCGGUGGCAACUGAACUUUGCCAUCUCUUGGAUCUUUCUAGUAAGUCAGUCUACUACUCUCAGCUUUUACAAGUGAGAGAAAAUGUUUGUUGCAUUGUGGUUGGUAGCAUAGCAAUUUUCAUUUAGAUACUUGAUUUUUCUGCUCAAUUUUGAAACAUAAUAUCUUAACCACAGGUAUUAAUACAGUUACAUAAUAAUACCAGUACAUAGCUGAGUAGGGCAUAGUUUCAUUCACUCCACCAUGGAGUCAGUAGCAAUUUUGCUUGUGUCUGUACUGCCCCUUCACUUGUGGUGGCACAAGUACUUGUAUAACCCAACAUGCUCUCUCAGCAGCUGAGUUCCUUGCCAGGUUGUUGUACUGUCAUGCACCUGCUCAUGUGAGGUUAUGGGGAGUAAGAGCUGUGAAAGAUGCGGAUUUCUUACUGGGAAUAGAUGCUUUUAGACUACAGAAGAAAUUAUGGCCCUAGUGUGAAACACCACUAUUAAUUCAUUUCUCCUGAUUCAUAAACUAAUUAGAAAAAUUGUGAAGGUUUCACAAGGCUGCCUGUGGGGGUGGAAAAAACACUGCAUUAAGUUUCAUGUCUGCAUUAAUAACAAAGCAUUAAUUUAGCUACAUCUGAAUUGUAUUUGAUAUCUGUAGUCUUUAUACUGUCUUUGUGAAAAGUUUUUCCCAAUAUUCAUCUGAGAAAGAUGAGUGGCAGCUGACAUACUAAAGAAUUAAGCUGUAUCUUAUUUAUGUACAAAAUAGUUCAAUUGUAGGCUGUGGAGUUGAGUGAAACAUGGUACUGAUGGCCCUACUUCAGCUUAUUUGGAAACAGGUGGGCUGAACACCUGAGUUCAGGUCAGCUGAGUGUCUUGGAAUGGAUGCAUCUAAAGCAUCAUUCGCUGUUGUUAUUCCUGGUAUGUGUGGUGCUAAACAAUACUGCAUUUGAAAGCUCUGAAUUCAGGGAAGUAAUGGGAAAGUCAAAUUAGUGUAGGCUGGUUGUCAUGUUUCUCAGUGUGCCUGGUGUGCUAGGCAGCACUCGAGUCUGCUCUUUCUUCUCCAAAGGAAAGACAGCACCUACCUCAUAGGAGUGACCAAGGGCUGUUUCAGGAGUGUUUUCAAGCUACUUGAGACCUGCACAACAUGUUUCCAUAAAGCUAGUAAGACAUAGCACUGAUGUAGUGUGAUGGCAACUAUACAGAUUCAUGUUCUAUCAGUUUCUUUCCCCCACUGGAAAGAGCUGAGCAGCCUCAGUAAGACUUCUCUUUAAAAUGCAGAGGAAUUGCAAUUAACUUACAGGGGAGAGUGAAACCAGAAUGAACGCGUGCUCGUCCAGUUUCUGCAGGAGCUGAAAGGUGGGCUUAAGUUCUCCUCUCACACUUUUCCAUGUAACUUUAAGUUUUCCCAGGGAUUUUUUUAAUCAAAGUGAUACAGAUGAUUGUUCUUGUACAUACAAUCAACAGUUAAGAGUUUAAGAAUGACUGAUUGUUUUGGGUGAUUAAGUUCAGAUGAUGUAUUGCAACUGAAUUGUUAAGUUAACCAGCAGGUGAUGUUUUCAUUUAUAAGUGAGAUCAGAUCUCUUAAAGUGGCUGCAGGUAUUUUGUAAACUUGAAGUUUUCAUAGCAUCUUGUAGCUGUGUUUUCUUUUUUUUUUUUAAAUAAAGCAUGAGUAUGGCACCAAAAAGCCUGAGUGGUA
This is a messenger RNA of Numida meleagris (helmeted guineafowl), 5234 nucleotides long. RefSeq names its product signal sequence receptor subunit 1 (gene SSR1). Bases 116 to 982 code for a protein of 288 amino acids. The transcript has 8 exons. NCBI's taxonomy places the organism in Eukaryota, Metazoa, Chordata, Aves, Galliformes, Numididae. Gene Ontology annotation, cellular component: endoplasmic reticulum membrane; endoplasmic reticulum. The record is from RefSeq and is a predicted model, not a curated record.